This is a messenger RNA of Neltuma alba, 2018 nucleotides long. Its product is annotated as ketol-acid reductoisomerase, chloroplastic. The transcript has 10 exons. Lineage: Eukaryota; Viridiplantae; Streptophyta; Magnoliopsida; Fabales; Fabaceae. Gene Ontology annotation, molecular function: ketol-acid reductoisomerase activity. The record is from RefSeq and is a predicted model, not a curated record. Gene Ontology annotation, biological process: L-valine biosynthetic process. Gene Ontology annotation, cellular component: chloroplast; mitochondrion. Bases 37 to 1785 code for a protein of 582 amino acids.
CUAGUUUGCAGGCAACUCGGGCUUCUUCCACCAUAAAUGGCGGCUACAGGUUCUUACACCACUCCCAUCUCCACUCCUUCCAAGACCCUUCCCGUCGUUAAAAGCUCCGUUGCCUCCAAUCUCACAUUCUCACCUUCGCCUUUCAAGCUUAGCUUGAAGUCUCUCAGGGUUAAGCGAUGCUCUGGCCGUGGCUCCGCUCUCGGAGCUCAAAUGGUUUCGGUUCCGACAAUAAAAACCCCUGCUUCUCUUGAUUUCCAGACCGAUGUCUUCAAGAAGGAGAAGAUUAACCUUGCUGGACACGAUGAGUACAUCGUCAAAGGAGGGAGGGAUUUGUUCCAUUUGUUGCCGGAUGCUUUCAAGGGCAUUAAGCAGAUCGGUGUCAUCGGAUGGGGAUCACAGGGACCUGCUCAGGCCCAGAAUCUGCGGGAUUCACUUGCUGAGGCAAAGUCUGAUAUUGUAGUCAAGAUUGGACUCAGGAAAGGUUCCCGAUCAUUUGCUGAAGCUCGAGCUGUUGGUUUUACUGAGGAGAAUGGGACUCUAGGUGAUAUAUGGGAAACUGUCUCUGGCAGUGAUCUUGUGUUGCUGUUGAUUUCUGAUGCUGCUCAGGCCGAUAACUAUGAAAAAGUGUUUUCCCACAUGAAGCCAAACAGCAUCCUUGGGCUGUCUCAUGGGUUUCUCCUUGGGCAUUUGCAGUCACUGGGACUUGAUUUCCCCAAGAAUAUCAGUGUAAUUGCUGUCUGUCCAAAGGGAAUGGGUCCAUCAGUUAGGAGACUUUAUGUCCAAGGCAAAGAGAUAAAUGGUGCUGGAAUUAAUUCAAGUUUUGCAGUCCACCAGGACGUUGAUGGCAGAGCUACUGAUGUUGCUUUGGGAUGGUCCGUUGCCCUUGGUUCUCCUUUCACAUUUGCUACCACGCUAGAGCAGGAAUACAAGAGUGAUAUCUUUGGAGAGAGAGGAAUUUUAUUGGGUGCUGUUCACGGGGUUGUGGAGUGCUUGUUCAGGAGAUACAGAGAGCAUGGAAUGGAUGAAGAUCUUGCUUACAAGAACACUGUUGAGUGCAUAACAGGAAUUGUAUCAAAAACCAUAUCUACUAAGGGGAUGCUGGCUCUUUACAACUCUUUAACCGAAGAUGGAAAGAGGGAAUUUGAGAAAGCUUACAGCGCCUCGUACUAUCCCUGCAUGGACAUCUUGUACGAGUGCUAUGAGGAUGUGGCUAGUGGCAGUGAAAUUCGCAGUGUUGUUUUGGCUGGACGCCGCUUCUAUGAGAAAGAGGGUCUACCUGCCUUCCCCAUGGGUAAAAUUGAUCAGACCCACAUGUGGAAGGUUGGUGAACGCGUACGAUCUAAAAGGCCAGAAGGUGAUCUUGGUCCACUCUACCCAUUUACUGCUGGUGUCUUUGUGGCAUUGAUGAUGGCCCAGAUUGAGGUACUGAGGAAGAAAGGCCAUUCCUACUCAGAAAUCAUCAACGAGAGUGUGAUUGAGGCUGUCGACUCUCUAAAUCCUUUCAUGCAUGCUCGGGGUGUUUCUUUCAUGGUUGACAAUUGCUCCACCACAGCAAGAUUGGGCUCAAGGAAAUGGGCUCCACGAUUUGAUUACGUCCUUCACCAACAGGCCUUGGUGGCAAUCGACAAUGCUGCACCUGUCAACCAAGAUCUAAUCAGUAACUUCCUGUCAGACCCAGUGCAUGCAGCAAUUGAAGUUUGUGCUGAACUCAGACCCACCCUAGAUAUUUCUGUGCCACCGAAUGCAGACUUCGUUCGUCCUGAGUUGCGCCAAUCCAGCAAUUAGAACUUCAAGCAUUGGCUGCUUCUCCCUGGUCAAGCCUUUUGAUAAUGAGCUAUUGAGCUUAGAAGAGUAGUUGUCCUGUACGCGUGGUUUUGUUUUCAUAGUUUAGUAGUAAUGUGGAGAAUGUAUUGUCACUUUUGACUUAACGUUUUGAUGAUGAGGAUUGGUGCUUACGCUUAUUGUUCCACCAGAUUUUUGUGGUAAUAAAUUGUGGCAAAUAUUUUGAAUCUGGUGCA